CGUGGCGUUUAAGGACGUAUGUUAGUCUAGCCCCUUUUGGUUUAGAAGUCUCCAUCUCCUGCGCGGAUCGAAUUCAUCUCCAUCUCGCCCCAUUCCGCUCUGAUCGCCGAACGCCGUUAGUCGACGCGGCUUGGUCGCGGGAUACGCGCUCCAAUUGCUUGAAGAAGCAGGGAUCCCUACGGAUUGGAUCGCCGAGCUCGUUCUUGAAUUAGGGUUCUUCCUCGUCUGUUGACUCCUUUCUUGGUCAAGGGAUUUCAGUAUCGGCAAGGAGAUGAGAAUGUGCAUUUACAGGAACGAGACCUGGAGGUGAACUUUUAUGGUUGGUUAAGCAUGAAAAUGGCAGGAAGUUCGAGGGCAGAGUCAGCUUCGAGCAGCAUGGAUGGACCAAACUUUGCUGCUACUGCCCAUCACAAUGCGCAGCGUGGGGCCUACUCGGGCUCUGUUUUGGAGAGGUCCGGAAGCUUCCGUGAGAGUUCAGAGAACCGUGCUCUGGUUCCUGGACCUGGCACAUCAAGAAACACAUCCUUCUCUCCAGAAAUACCAUCUUUGUCACAAUAUUUACCACUUGAGCCAUUUUUGAUGAGUGAGCAAAAGUUUUCUCGCUCUGGAGAGUUAAGAAGAGUUCUAGGUGUUACAGUUGAGGAUCACUCAUUUGGAUCUGCACAGUUUAAACCACUCCUGCCUAUUGCAUCUGAAGAACUGAAACGUUUCAAAGCCAGCAUAUUGGAGUCGUCAACCAGAGCGAGGGAUAGAACAAGGUUGUUGCAGGAAUCAAUUUUCAAAUUGGACAAAUAUCGGAACAUGAGGAAACGACAAAGAGCUGAUCAAUCAAAUGAGAAGUCAGGUACCUCAAAUCCAUUGAAGAUGGGAAGUAUGAUCCAUCAAAAUCCUGCAGAACUUGCAAGUCCGAGACUGGAGGACAGAGCAAAAAGUCUGAUUCCUAAUAAACGUAUUCGCUCCUCUAUGGCGGAAUUACGGUCAGAAGGUCGUGGUAGUGUUCCGCUAAGGCAAGGUGCGGUUAUGGACAAGGAUAAAAAUGUUCAUUUUGAGAAGGAUAAAUCUAUACUUAGGAAUUGUAAUGGGGGAUCAAUACCUUCAGAAGAUAAAAUGCAUGGAUUUGCACCAGGGGGUGACGGAUGGGAGAAAAAACUGAAAAGAAAACGUUCUGUUGGCCUUAUCAGAGUAAUUGAAAGUGAUAGAGAGACAAAACAAUCAAGUCAACAGCGGGCCAAUAAUGAACCCCGUCUACGCUCUUCUGAUGGCAUUGGUAUCAGACCUGGAUUGUCUAGUGGAACCACAGUAAGCAACAAGGUGGAUAGCUGUUCCCAACUAAGUGGUGCUGGUUCUCGUGGCACACCCAAGAAUGACUUGGAUAGUGGCUCUGUUUCAAAUGAAAGACGAGAACACUCUGGUGGACUAGAUAAUGAGCGUAAUACUUCUAAAGGAAGCAAUAAGCUAAAUAUACGUGAAGAUGUUCAAGCUGGAAACCAGAGUCCUAUGAUAAAAGGAAAAGCAUCUAGAGCCUUGAGAACUGUUUCAGGUGCUGUCAUGAAUGCAUCUUCAAAUUUUCUUCACUCAUCUGGAAGCAUUGACGGACAGGGGCAGGCUCCUCGCAUAAACAAAGUUCAGCCAUUAACUGCGACCAACCGCAAACGUUUAAUACCUAAUGAAUCAUCGUCACCGCCUGUAACACAAUGGGUUGGUCAGCGGCCACAAAAGAUCUCUAGAACCAGAAGGGUCAAUGUAGUUUCUCCUGUCUCGAAUUUGGAUGAAGCUCAAUUUUUACAUGAAGGAUCUGCCACUCCUGAUGUUGGAGCCAGAAUGACAGUUGUGGAUUCUGGUGGGCUUUUGAUAACCAGGGGCUUGCCAAAUAACAUUCAUCAGUCAAAACAAAAGUUCGAUAAUGUCCUCUCUCCUUCUGUAUUAUCAGAGAGUGAGGAUUCAGCUGCCGUGGAGAACAAAUUUAAGGAAAAAGGAAUUGAUAAUUUUGAGCUAGAGGAUGGUCCACAAACAUCCCUUAAGUCUACUUCUGUUUUUCCAACAAAGAAGAACAAGACUCCUCCGAAAGAAGAAAUCAGAGAUGGAGUUCGGAGGCAAGGCAGGAGUGGAAGAGGUUCAGUACAGUCAAAAGCUUGUUUAUCUGUACCAAGACAAAAAGUAGAAAAUUUAGAUACUACUAAGCCACUCAAAAGUGGAAAGCUUGGUUCUGAAAGGAGUGAAACAAGCAGGAUAGGGCGCCCUCCUUUAAAGAAGACUGACAGGAAGGCUUGUGCUCGUCCACAAACUAUGAACAAUGGUUCCUCUGAUAUGACAGGAGAAUCGGAUGAUGAUCGAGAAGAACUACUAGCAGCUGCUAAUGCUGCUCGUAAUGCAAGCUAUCAUGCCUGUUCUAGCACUUUCUGGAAGAAAAUGGAACCCACUUUUGCUUUUGUGUCAUUGGAGGAUAUAUCUUAUGUCAAACAGCAGAUACAUUUUGCUGAGGAGCUAGAUGCAAGUUUAUCUAACAGGUUUGAAGCUGGCCAUGAUGUAAUGGCCGAGGUUGUUUGGGAUGUGGCAUCUUCAGCUCAUUCUUCUUUUGCUAGAGAGCAAACAAACGCGGUUGGACCAACCAACAAAACUUUUGGGACCCUUUAUUCUGUUGAUGGGACAGAGAAUGUAAAAACAUCAGUUGGAAGAUUAGAGACCAACAGAUGGUAUGACAAAAUGGUUCCACUGUCACAAAGGCUGCUCUCAGCCUUUAUUGCAGAAGAUGAGACCGAAAAGCUGGACAUUGAAACUCAAGGAGAGUUGUUCUUACAUAGUGAUACUAAUAAUGAUAUUAACGAUCAUGCCAAAGAGUUAAUGAACAUGGAUUGUCACUUGGAGCUUGAGUACAAGAAUCAGAAAAAUAGUUUGGGAGAUAUUAUUCCUUGUGAUGAAUUUAUGGUUUCCAACAACUAUAGGCACUUGAAUAUUCAGAAUUUUAUGUAUGGUUAUGAACCAUUGGUAGAAAACAGUGCUGUUCUAAGUACAGAUAAUGGAUCUUUAUCUGGCUACAAGAAAAACAGUCUUAAUCAGUUGCACGUAAUGGACAACACCUCUCCUUAUGAAUGCCAGUUCGAAGACAUGUCUCUUGAUGACAGAAUUUUGAUGGAGCUGCACAGUAUAGGUCUAUUUCCAGAAACAGUGCCUGAUCUUGCUGAGGGUGAAGAUGGAGAAAUUGGCAAAGUCAUUUCAGAACUAAAGAUGAGGCUCUACCAGCAGGUGAAGAAAAAGAAGCAUCAAUUAGAUAAAUUGGAAAGAGCAAUUCGAGAUGCGAAAGAAAUUGAAGAGAGUGACAGGAAACUUGAGCAGCUUGCUGUGAAUAAACUUGUUGAGAUGGCAUGCAAAAGGCUAAUGGGUGGUCGAGGUAGUUCAAGUCAUAAGAGCGGCACCACUAAGGUUUCAAAACAAUUAGCAUUGGCCUUUGGUAAGCGAACAAUAGCCAGAUGUAAGAGAUUUGACGAAACAGGUCGAAGCUGCUUCAGUGAGCUAGCUAUUCGGGAUGCAGUCUUGUCAGUGCCCUUACACAUUAAACAUUCAGAUAGGUCUCUUAAUCAUGUGGAAUCACGGAGCGGUCAACUUGGCACUCGAGCAUCAGGUGUAACAUCGAAUACUUCCAUGAGACAUGGGCUUGGUAACAAGAUUGAUCAAAGUCCAUUGGAUCCAUAUCAAAGUUCUCCUCAAAUGGGUGAGCAAUUAGUUACGAGAAGGAAGAAGGAGGUGCUUCUGGAUGAUGUUACAGGUUCUGCUAGAGCCAUAUCAAGUCCAACGCACUCUCUUUCAAAUAGUGCAAAAUGGAAAAGGACUGAAAGAGACAGGGAUCAGAACAAAGAUGCAUUAGGACGAAGUUCUACAGCUAAAGCGGGUCGUCCAUCAUCAAGCGGUGGCAGGGGUGAACGUAAGACAAAGACAAAACCUAAGCAAAAGAUAGCUCAGUUAUCAACUUCUGGAAAUGGUCUUGGCAGAGUUACGGAGGCAGCCAAUCUUAUGUCACCAACGUUGCAUGCACCUUUUGACACUGUGAAUAGCUCUAUCACCAAAAUUGAUCAAGAAGUUGAAUUGCAUAGUUUGGAUAAUCUGGUCCAUGAUUCGUCAAAAGAAAAUGAUGAUGCCAUCUUUACAAACCUACCUCUGCAUGGGAUAGAAUCCAUCGAUGAACUAGAUGUUGCUGAAGGGCUGGGCGGACAAGGGCAGGAUAUUGCUUCCUGGUUGAACGUUGAUGAAGAUUCACUACAAGAUCAUGAUCUGGUGGGCCUGGAAAUUCCAAUGGACGACCUUUCAGAAUUGACAUUGAACUUUUAAGAGAGCCCAUCAUACCUUCUCUGGAUAUCAAACAAUCUAGGUCAGGUAAGAGUUCUCCUGUUCUUAUACCUAACAAAUCAAAUUAUGUACCUCUUGGCAGUUAGAAUCUAUAAUUAGGCCAGUCUAUUCUUUUGUAUACCUUUUCAGUUCUUGGCAGAUCCCAAUUGUUUUCUGUCACCUGAGGAUUGUUCAUAGUGCCAAAUUACAAAAUCAAUUGAGCAUUUAUCUAGAAUGUAUAUUAUUUCAAA
Musa acuminata AAA Group (dessert banana) is the source of this 4571-nucleotide messenger RNA. RefSeq lists its product as uncharacterized. Lineage: Eukaryota; Viridiplantae; Streptophyta; Magnoliopsida; Zingiberales; Musaceae. Bases 331 to 4323 code for a protein of 1330 amino acids. The transcript has 16 exons. The record is from RefSeq and is a predicted model, not a curated record.